Clarias gariepinus (North African catfish) is the source of this 2627-nucleotide messenger RNA. It is a transcript of the gene cited4b, whose product is annotated as Cbp/p300-interacting transactivator, with Glu/Asp-rich carboxy-terminal domain, 4b. The record is from RefSeq and is a predicted model, not a curated record. The transcript has 2 exons. Lineage: Eukaryota; Metazoa; Chordata; Actinopteri; Siluriformes; Clariidae. Gene Ontology annotation, cellular component: nucleus. The coding region runs from base 202 to 903 and encodes 233 amino acids. Gene Ontology annotation, biological process: regulation of DNA-templated transcription.
CGCGCAUAUAAUUCCCGAGCUGACCCACUAAACACAUUCACACACACUCGCUCGUUGCUUUUCCGUGCGGAAUGUUAGGAAGCUGAACCUUUUCGGAAUAUAAACGCUAAUUGAAGGGAGCCUGACUACGCUUUUCUGACGCUGGGCUUGCUUGCUGUUCUGCUGGGGAAUUAGCGCAGUGUUUGAAGGAGGGGAGAAGCCAUGGCAGAACACAUGAUGAUGCCCAUGAGCCACAGCCAGGUGAAUGGAAACCUGAAUGGCUACCGAAUGGGCAUAAACGGCCAGCAACAUGCCCCCCAGCCUGGCUUAAGAGCCAUGCCCAAUGGACAGAUGAUGCAUUAUGGGCCCCAGGGUGCCAUGCAGCGGCCCAACAUGGUAAUGAAUGGGCAGAUGAAUGGAGGAGCGAUGGGUCAUCACCAAAUGCAGUCAGCCAACAUGAUGUACAACAACCAGGGUCAGCAGCACCAGCAGCAUCCACAGCAUCAUAUGCACCAGCAGCACCAUCAAGGCCAACAACAACAACAACAGCAGCAGCAGCAGCAGCAGUACAUGUCUGGAGGCCUUAACUCCCAGCAACUCAUGGCCAGCAUGCAUCUGCAGAAACUGAACAACCAGUACCACACGCACCCGCUCGGUGCCAUGAAUGGGCAUCAUGUGCCGAACGGAGCUCAGUUUCGCAUGGGUCCGGCUCAGCUGGCCAACGUGCAGCACAUGGGUGGUCCAGCACUGGGCCUCAGCUGCAUGGAUGCUGACCUGAUUGACGAAGAGGUUCUCACAGCGUUAGUCAUGGAGCUGGGACUGGAUAGAGUGCAGGAGCUGCCAGAACUGUUUCUGGGACAGAACGAGUUUGAUUUUUUACCAGACUUUGUCAGCAAACAGCAGCCCAGCACAGUCAGCUGCUGAGGCUUAUACAAUGAGACACUGAAAGGGUGAACAAUGCAGUAAAAGGUGAUAAUUACCCUGUUCGUAGUCUUGAAGAGAACUGUCUCUGCAAAGUAGAAAAGAGCAGGCAGAUGUUUCUCUGGUUCACUACCGGAAAGAGUGGUGGAGCUUCAGCCAGAGCUGUGUCCCUGUUGGGAUUGGGUAGUAAAUAAUACUCCCACCUUUCCAGACAUGAAUGUAACAACAUUGCAGAACUAUGAGCCCGGUGCAAUGUAAAGCACUCUUAGUUCUCAUAGCUGGUUCGCAUUCACAUGUAACUUAUUUAUGUUCACUCAGUACCAACAUAUUGCAAAGCUUAGAGGAAGUACUGUGCAGGAUGUUGUGUUGCAGUUUUGGUUGGGGGAAUGAGGGGUUGGGGAUCUAAAACGUGUAACUCGAGGCUCUAUAGUCUUAUGGUUUGGUGUUGAACUGGGAGAUUUCCAUUUAUAAUGAACUGGUCAAAUACAGUAUUAAUCAGCUAUGUAUGUGCUCCCAUUACAUGUACCAAGCAAACACAUCUAGAUAUUUUCCAGUAUCUACUGUGGAUUUUGCCAUUAUAAAUGUAGAUCUGCCUUAAAUCACAUUUUAAAAAAUUUAUUUCUUUAAUUAAGCUUUGAGGUUAAGAGGGGUUAAAUUAAACAUUUGGCUUUGCUCCUUUUUUUUUUUUUUAAUAAAGAUGGCCAAGUUUUAUCUCUGGCCUAAUUUUAUGUUCUUCUCUGAAUUUCUUGGAAUAACAGAGAAUGCUGCUGAAAUCAAUAAAUAGGCCAUAAGUUGCUGUCUUGCAUCCUUUGUGGUAGAGGCUUUAACAGUGAUCCUUUUUUUUUUUUUAAGUCCAGGCAUGAUUUCAAGAGUGAUGCAUCUUUAAAAACAGACACAAGCCAUAUUGUCUCUUUAUUCUGCUUCUACUUGACACCAAAUGGUAGCCACUAGUGUGCACAGGCCUUCUUGCAUUCUAGCCAUAUUUUAAAACCAUGUUUGUUCUGCCCACCUCUUUUGUUGUGUUGAUCAAACAUGAUUUGUUGGGUGUAUGUCUUGACUUUGUGACCCAUAGCCAAGCUGAUUACCACAUAAUGUGUUUUCAUUUUUUUUGAACAAACAGUGUACAUGUGUUUUGUAGGGGGUGGGGUGGUCAGUGAGAACAGUCUAGGUUAAUCUGUGCUUACCUUGACUACCCAGACUCUUCAUGCCUCCAGAUUUUGCAUCUGAGAACACAGAGCAUGGGCUCCAUUUAUGGCCAUGUCCUGCUGGACCUUUUGGAGGGGGUUGUAAUGGCAAUCCUGCUUCUCAAACUAGGUGAAGGAACAGCAGGGCAGAGGUUAUGUAGAUGUCUAUAUUGAACAUGUUUUUUCUCAAAGGAGAACAUGCAGGCAAGUUAAGGAUGGCUUAAUGGAAGACUUUCACUUAACGGAUUUAGCACCCUAGAGCUUGUUUAUUCUGUCCAGGUCAGCCAAUUUGUGUCAUGCUCGAGGGGUGAACUAUAAUGCUGUCACACUGUAAACUUACACUAGUCUUUCUAUGUAUAAUUGACUUUUCCUGGCUUGACAUUUUAUUUUCGGAACAGCAAUUGGAAGCUAAUCUGACCGUCGCUCAUGGCUGCCUAGAUAUCAGGGUGGAUACAACUGGUCCUCUGCCUUUUCUCUUGCUUUUGUCUGAAGAAAAUGUAUUUAUUUUAAGCAAUAAUAAACUAUUUUAUUUAUGGAACAAAA